Molecule: messenger RNA, 5196 nt
Organism: Hydra vulgaris (swiftwater hydra)
Lineage: Eukaryota; Metazoa; Cnidaria; Hydrozoa; Anthoathecata; Hydridae
Product: laminin subunit alpha
Biological process (GO): tissue development; animal organ morphogenesis
Source: RefSeq, a predicted model, not a curated record
GCACAAUAUUAUUUUCACAGCAAUGAAAGGGCAAAUAAUAUUAUUAGUUUUUUCAAUAAUCUGUGGGGUAGAUAUGGUUUUAAAUUGUGAAUGUUCAGAGCAAGGUUCAAUCACAAAUAGAUGCAAUCCUACUACAGGACAAUGUCAAUGUCGACAAGGCUUUAAAGGCAUGAAUUGCAAUGAGUGUGUUAUGAGCAGUGCAUCAUUUCCAGACUGUCUUUUAUCAGUUAAAUGUAAUUGUGACAAGGUUGGUUCACUAAGCAAUAGCUGCCAUCCAUCAACUAAACAGUGUCUUUGUAGACAAGGUUUUAGAGGAAGAAUAUGUAAUGAAUGUGCUGUAAGUAAUGCAUCAUUUCCAGACUGCCAAUCAUCGAUUAAAUGUAAAUGUAGCAAAGAUGGUUCAAUCAAUAAUAUUUGUAAUCCUUUAACUGGACAGUGUCAGUGUAGGCAAGGUUUUAAAGGUAAAACCUGUGAUGAAUGUGUCAUUAGUAGUAUGUCUUAUCCCAAAUGUUAUUCAUCAGAUAAAUGUAAAUGCAAUAUUGAUGGAACUUUAAUAAGCUAUGAAAAAUAUGGCCCUUGCACAGUGGAUUCAUGUAUGUGCAAAGAAUAUGUCACUGGAAAUGAUUGUUCUAAAUGUAAGAACACAUAUUUUAACUUGACAAAAAAUAUUUAUGGUGGAUGUUCAAAAUGUGGUUGUUUAAGUGCUGGAACGAUUGGAAAUAUAAAAUUAUGUGAUGAGACAGGACAGUGUCUUUGUAGACCUUUUGUUACUGGGCGAACAUGUAAUAAAUGCAAGCCAGGUUAUAGAAGUUUAGAUAGGCGAAAUUAUUUUAGUUGUACUUCUUGCAAUUGUAAUGUUGGUGGUUCUGUCAGUAAAACAUGUUCAGAAAAUGGGCACUGUAAAUGCAAGCCAAAUGUUGAGGGUGCUCAUUGUGAUAAGCUGAAGACUGGUGAUUUUUAUAUUCUAAGUUAUUUCCACAAUAUAUUUGAAAUAGAGGAUGCUGAUACUUUAGAUGGAAGUAAACUUCAAUUUCAAUACAGUGAUGAUGAGUUUGUGAAUUUUACAGGAAAAGGAUAUGUGGAAUUAGGAAAAGAAAAGUUGCAUGCAAUAAGACUUCAUAUUGUUGUACCAGUUUCCAAAGAGUAUCAAAUACUUGUUCAAUACAAACUUAAUUAUACCGAGUCAGCAAUAUUGUUCAUCGAUAUAACAAGAAAAGAAAACCCAAUGUCAUAUGGUGCCACAGCCAAUUUUCAUUCAAGUACUGAGCCAACCUUUGCCUCACUGUGGAAUAGUAAUCAAACAAAAAUUUUUUUUUUGACAGCUGGCACAUGGGUUAUUGACAUGGAUUUUAGUUUUUUUAAAACCGUUCUUGUGGAUUAUUUAGUAAUUAUUCCUGAAGAUUAUUACACAGGGGGUGAUAUGCAACCAGAUGCAGUGUUACCUUGUUCAAUAAAAAUGCACCUUUCAAAAGAAUGUAUGUUGUACAAAUACAUAGAUUUGGAACUUCAACAUUUUCAAGCUGAAAAUGGUUAUGUUAAAAAGAUUGGAAAUACAAAUUUAUCAAAAACAGAAACAUUGAAUGAUUCUAGCACUUUAUUUCACCUUAUAUCAAUGGGCGAUAUGGCUGUUAUAAGUCGCAAGCAGAUAACAUUAACAAUGAACAUUGCUGUGCAAAAGGCAGAUGAAUAUUUUUUGGUUGUGACCUACUUUAACACAGAUGAACAUACUCAUUUUGUAGAUGUCUAUGAAGAUGAUACUGGCUUCAGAGGUUACUUGGAAGCAGUUCCAUGUUCAUACAUUUUUUUAUGUCGUCUUGUUGUUCUUAAUGCUGACGGAUAUCCAGUAACUUUAAAAUUGUUGGCUAAUAAAAGUGUUGAAAUAACUUUUCUGGGUAAUCUCCGUGGCAACAUAGCUAUUGAUUUUGUUACAUUAAUCCCUAAAGCCGUAUGGUCAGUAGAAUACAUUGUUCCUACUGAAUACUGUUACAUGAAAGAAAGGAAGUGUUUAGAUAAAGUAGCUUUUAAAAAUUUGAAAAACUCAAUCACAAUACAGCCUACUGGGAAGUCAAAUCAAAGUUUUCCCUUUCAUUUGAUUGAAAAAGUAAAUUUUUUUGGAAGUGCAAUAUUAGGCCAAGAUGUAGAGACCUAUUUCUUUAUUUUUCAAUAUUCACAAAAGUUUUCAACAUUUAAAGUUACAAUAACUAUUAUCGAUAACUCAAAUAAUUUGUUUGUUUUUAAUACAAACGUUCAUUCUUGUUUAUCAAUAGCUGGUUGUAGAGGUUUUGUUGCCGUGGGUAAUCUUUCUGGAGUUAUUGAUCUUAAAAUUUCAAUUCCUGAUGGCAAGGAAAUUUGGAUUAGUUCUAUGUUUUUUGUUCAUGAAUCUUAUUUUGAUGAUGAUCUUCUUGUUUUAAAAAGAACUGAAUUUAAAGAGAAAUUUGAAAAGUUAUGUGUUGAUUCUAACAAUAUUCCUCACAUUCAACCCCAAACCCCCUUCUGCGCAGAUGCUCAGUUUACACUUACAACUGAAUUUACUGGAAAAACAUACAGAUGUGAAUGUGAUAAACUUGGUUCAAAGUUUUCUUCAUGUAACAAAAUUGGGGGUCAGUGUGCUUGUAAAGAAGGUGUUGUUGGCAGAACUUGUAACAAGUGUAAAAAAGGUUUCUACGGUUUCCCAAGAUGCCAGCCAUGCAAUUGUUUCAUUUUGGGAUCAUUGAAUGCCGAAUGCGACAGAUUUGGUUAUUGCAAGUGUCAUCAGAAUUUUAGUGGGGCAAAAUGCGAUGAAUGCAAAGUUGGUUAUUGGGGGUUUCCUUCAUGUAAAGAUUGUUCAUGUGAUGAAAGAAGCUCUUAUACGUCAGCUUGCCGUAGCUAUGAUGGACAGUGUCCAUGUAUUCCAAAUUUUGAUGGUCAACAAUGUGAAAAAUGUCAAGUAGGUUUCUACAGCUUUCCAGAAUGCAAAAGUUGCAACUGCCAUGCUGCUGGCUUAUUAGUUUCAGAUGCUAAUCCAAGUGGAUGCCAUGAUAAUGAUCCAGACCUUUGCACAUGCAAGAAAAAUGUAGAAGGUGAUGAUUGUGGAUCAUGCAAAGAUUACUACUUCAACAUGACUUUAGGAAACCCAGAAGGUUGUCAAAAGUGUAACUGUUCUUCAUUUGGGACAAUAAGAGGUUCAGAGUCUUGCGAUAAAACAACUGGGCAAUGUAUUUGUCAGCCUAAUGUUGAGGGUAGAAGUUGUGAUAAAUGUAUUGAUGGUUGGAAAGAAUCUAAUGCUACUAGUAUUUUUAGUUGUGAACCAUGCUUGUGCAGUAACAGUGGAUCAGUCAAUCAAGUAUGUGACAAAAAAACAGGUCAAUGUAUAUGCAAAAAGUACUUUUAUGGAUUAAAAUGCAACCAACCAGUACCUGGGUUUUAUCUACCUACUCUUGAUCAUAUAAAAAUCAAUGGAAGUAAGAUAGUUCCUGUGGCGAAGUGGAUUAAUAAUGGAAUUGUAGAAGGCAUUAAAGUAAAUGGGAGUUAUGCUACAAAUGUGCAGCAAAUACAUAUUACAAAAAGUGGAUUUUAUUAUCUUUUGAUUCACUACUCUCUGCAAAAAAAUCAAAUUGCACAAAUAGAUUUUGAAAUUUCAAAUAAAGUAAGGUCUUUCUCUGCUACUCAUAACCUGAGCACAUCCGCUUAUCUUCAACCACAAAUAGACAUUAUAAAGAAAAGAAAGAAGUAUUUGAAGCUUAAUUUGACAAAGGGUGUAUGGAAACUAAAAAUGAUUUUUUAUGACACCAUUAUAUUGAAGCAAAUCACUUUGGUACCACAUUUGAGCAAUUCUUCAAUUCAAUCUCAUUAUAAUCCAUGCAGUAUAAAUGACAAUCAAAGUUUUUGUGCACUUUAUACUUACAUGGAUAUUUUUAAAGACAAUAUAAUAAUUAUAGAUAGAGAGAACAAUAACUUAGAGUUUACUCUGAUGAAUUAUCAAAAUAGUUCAGCGUUUAAUAAAACUGUUUUUCUACAAGAUACAUUGAAUAUCUCAUCAGUAGCUCGAGAAAUGAAAGAAUUUUAUGUUGUUAUACAAUAUCUCAGCUUUGUAAGACUUACUGAAGUAGAGUUAUUGGUGGGUAAUGAAGAAGAAACUGAAAUUGGUCACUUUUUGCUUCCUGAAUGUCGAUACAAGUUUGCUUGUAGGCAAGUGGCACUAAAUAAAAUAACAAAGCAUAGAUUUAAAGGAGGUUAUUUGAAAAGAAAUCUGCAUUUUAAAGUGUUAUCUGGAGGUCCAAUAUACAUAAAAUUCAUUUCAUUAGUUCCAGUUCAAUAUUGGAGUACAAAUUUUAUCAGACCUAGCCUAUAUUGUAUACAUUAUUCUUCAAAGUGCAUUAAUGCUAGUUUCCUUGUACCAGCUAAAUCAUUUGAACUAAUGCCAAAAUUGUCAAAUAAUUUGACACUUGGUCUUCCACCAAAUGUUAAUUCUUAUGCUAUUCUCCUUUCAAACGAGCAACGAAGUCUUCGUUGGGCUAUGAAGCUCUCUCAAAACUUUUACUAUAUAGUGCUUCACUACUAUCAGCCUAAUUUAGAUGGGUUUUAUGCAAAGGUUGUUGUAUCCACAGAUCGCAGAGCAAUAGCAUCAAGGGUGUAUUUUUCCUAUUGUCCCAGCAUGUAUGGUUGUCGUACUACUCUGUAUUACUUUCAAGAGGAUUUUAUUGAGCCGUUUUAUUUAAGUGGAAAUCAUUUUCGUCUUACAUUUACUUUUCAUGGGGUUGCAUCAGUUUGGCUGGAUCGAGUAUUGUGUAUACAGACUUCAGAGUAUGUGAAAAAUCAAAAUGUUUUAAAAAUCGAUCCAUUUGAUAUCUCAAUCAGAUAUCUUCAAACAUGUGUCGGGCUAAAGUAUAUAAGUGACUUAAAUAUAGAAUUUUGCAAAGCAUUUACAUUUGAACUAACUGUUGGUAUGGGUACUUUUCCAAAACCUUGUGCAUGUUGUCGCAACGGGAAAAUAUCGCUAUUAGAUUGUACCGGGGACUGCUUUACCUAUGAGGGUGAAAUUUACGAAAACGCUUUUACUUGCAGUAAUACUGAAAACAAUUCAACACUAAUCAUUGUUUAAACAAUAGAAACGAUAAAAACGGUUCUCGAUAAACAAAACGAUAAAAACGGUUUUCUUUUUGACAUCAACUAAUUUGUUAAAGAAUUUUUUUUUGUCGAAAAAUAUUUGUUACGAAA